CGAGCUUUGACUUGAACAUAGUCUAAAAAUUAAAAAUUGUUGAGUAAAAAAAAUUAGCAAAUAUGUGGUCAUUGAGCAUUCUUCUACCAGUUUUACUCCUAAAUGAUUUCACAUUUGGACAAAAUAUCCGGAACAAAAAUGUCCAUUGUGAUGAGUGGAAUGAAAACACGGAAAAGUACUACGAUUAUCAUUAUGGCUAUUCUAGAAGAUUCAAUACUAAAUAUGAAUGUGUGAUCAGAAAUUAUAAAUUUACCAAUGAUCGUGAAUACUAUAUAGAUAAAAGCCAAAACGUUGAAAAUCUCAAAAUUGUUGAUUCGUUCUUGGAAAAUCUUCCAAUGACAUUGAUGAUCCAUUUGACAUCUUUAAACAAGUUGAUAGUGAGAAACACAACCCUAAGCAACGUAGAUGAAAUAAAUUUUGGAAAUGUUACCGAAUUGGAAUUUUCAUCAAGCAAAAUCGUUUCAAUAAAGAAAAAUACUUUUUCAAAAUGUAAAUAUCUUCAGAGUGUUAAUCUAUCAAAAAACUCUAUAAAAGAUAUAAAUUUCAAUGCAUUUGCAGACAUUAAAAGUUUGAAAACAGUGGAUUUAAGCCACAAUCAAUUGACAAUCUUUAAUCCAGAUCAAAAUUUUCAGGCAAAAAAUUUUUCAAUUAUACUUUCAUUUAACAAACUUUCGAUUAUAAAUUUGAAAAACAUAAGCGAAUUCAAUUGCGGCAAGAUACAUGCUGAAAAUAAUGAAAUCAGUGAGGUGUCUUUAGGAAAUGCAAUUUUGACGCUUGAAACUUUGAAUUUGAACAAUAAUAAAUUAGGCAACAACUUACAGGAUAUUUGCAAAUGUACAAAUUUGUAUCGUCUUUCACUAAAAUCAAACGAUAUUGACAAUAUUGGUUCCUGCUUCUCUCUAAUGAAAUCUCUGAAGUGGAUAGAUCUGUCCGAAAAUAAAAUGUUCUUUUUAGAUCAUGACAAUUUUCACACAAAUAAUGAAAUUGAAUAUCUCAAUUUGUCAUUUAAUCGUUUGGAGACUGUUGAUGAAUACACAUUGUCAAUUUUUAGAAAAUUGAAACAUUUAUAUUUGCAAGGCAAUUUAAUAACAAAUUUCUAUGAAAAUCCAAAAUUUUUGUUGCCUCAAUUGAAAGUAAUAGGGUUAUCCCACAAUAAAUUCAAAUGUUCAAACCUUUUUCUAUUGUUAACAAAAUGUAAAUCAGUAAGUUUGACGAUUUAUGUGGAUAAAACUUUACCAAUAAAUACAACUAAUAUUGAUGGGGUAGCAUGCUAUCGUAAUAAUGAAAGAGAAUUAUUAGAGCAAUCAAAUUCUACAAAUUUUCUUUCUGAUAAAGCAGAAGCGAAGAUAUCUUUUCUUUUGCAAAAAAUCAAUACCUUGGAGAACAAUGUGAAUAAAAUGACUUUGAAGAACAAACAGGAGGAUCAGGAACAAAAACUAUUUAACUUAGAUGUAAACCAUCGUUUUGAAGAAAUAACAAAAAUGUUAAACAAGAAAUUGGAUUUCUUUGAAAAUACUAUUAAAAACUCAUCAUAUGGAAAGAGUGCAAAUAAAAAUGAUAAAAGAGCUUUAACGGAUGCAUGGAAUACCGAAAAUAAUUUCAUUCCUAAUAUUAAACCAAUUGAAAAUGCCUCAAGUUCUUCCUCUUCAAGUAAUACUUUAAUGUUAAUGAUUGUAAUCCUUCUAAUUGUCAUGGUAUCGAUUAAUUUAUUUAUUGUUUUGAGGAAGUACGAUGCAUUAUGCUUUUAUCGUAGAAGAGCUAAUAUUGAAACACCUUUGAGUAAUCUCUCAACAAUAUAAUUAAAAAUCAGCACAAUAUUGCAAUAAGAGUUUUGUAAGACCAAUAAGUUGUUUCUAAGAUUUUGGAUUUGCCUGAAGAAUUUCUGGAAAAUUUUAAAAUUAUCCUCCCAAAUUUAGAGACAUCUCAUUCUUUAAGUUUUAAAUAUGUUUAUCUAGUCCGUUACUAUACUAAGGAAAUUUUCAUUGAUAGGGAAACUGAGGCAAGAAAUCAUUUGAAUAUUUAAAAAUUCAAUAUCUUUAAUAACAAACAGAAUAAUUCUCUCAAGGACUAUCGCAAGCAUUUUUAGGAAUCCUCACCAAAUCAACUUUUAGAUUUACUCAAAAUAAUUAAUAUUUAAUAAUUUUUUUACAAAAAUAUAUUCGAAUUUUUAAUCACUCCAAUCCUGUAGAAGCACUAUCUUUGUGAUUUUUUUGCCCUGACCUCUUCGUUGCAUUGUAUUUUAUUUUAAAAUUAAGACAAAUUUAAGGAAAUUUUAUUAGUUUGUAAAAUUAUGCAAAAAAAUAUUCAUAAUUAUUGUGAAUUUAUGUUAAAUUAAUGCUAUGUUAUUUGAAUUUAGAGAAAACUAUUAUUUUGAAAUAUUCGCGCCAAGAUUGUUCAAAAUAUAAAUAUAAAAAAAUAAAUAAAUAGUACUGUAUUUUGUGUUUGAAUUGUCGAGUUAAAAGACCUAUUAACGGAAAGAUGAUAAGAAACACCAGAUGGGGAAAUGAAAUUAAACUUGACAGAACGCUAUGGUAGAACCAACUUAAUUUUAAUGAUGAAGUAACAUAAUUUCAUAAAAUGUAUUAUAUAUUAGGGGGGUCCAUGAUGCAAUUGGUAAGAGCGUUUGGCUCUUGGGCGGUGAGACCCUCGGCUCGAAUGUCACAGUUGUGAGUCCGAAUCCCUCCCGGUGCAAAUGAUUGAAGCGUCUCAAGAAACAAUAUUUCUCAUAUUCAAUGUAAAGCGAAUAAAAAAAAUUUAAACGUAACAUGUACAAAAUGGCAAUUAAAGCCCGGUACAUCAAAAUAAAUAAAUUAUAAUAAUGUAUUAUAUAUUCAAUUGAGUAAUUAUGCGAAAACAUAAUAUAGUAUAGCGGCAUAACACUUCACAAAGUAAAUCUAAUUUUUGUUUAUAUUGCUGUAAUCAUGUUACUUAUUUUCCAUAAAUUUAUAUCCCAAAUUUGCAUUUAAUUAAUACAAGCUCAGGAGAGAAAACACAUAUAUAAGAGACAUGAAAGCCUAGAUCAACUUAUUAAAGAUAAAAUUUUUAAAGUGACCUUACUUGGAAUACAUUUAAAUUCGAUUUAGAGAUCAAAUUAGAGGAUGUAAUGCAGAAUUUUAGAGCUAUAUUUCUGAAAUAAAUGCAGAUUUUGAAUUUAAACCAAAGUAUAUAAAGGAAAAUACAUUCUCUAAGUGUAAAUAUCUUCGAUUCAUUGAUUUAUCUGACAAUAAAAUUGCAUAUAUAUCGAGAAAUUCGUUUAAUGAACACGUUGAAGAAAUUUAUCUUUCAAUAAACUCCUUAAAAGAAUUAAAUUAUAAUAUUUUUGCUGACAUUAAAAGCUUGAAAACACUGGAUUUAAGCGACAAUCAAUUGACAAUCUUUAAUCCAACUGAGAAUUUUCAUGCAAAAAAUUUUUCAAUUCUACUUUCAUUUAAUAAACUUUCGAUUAUAAAUUUGAGAAACAUAAGCGAAUUCAAUUGCGGCAAGAUACAUGCUGAAAAUAAUGAAAUCAGUGAGGUGUCUUUAGGAAAUGCAAUUUUGACGCUUGAAACUUUGAAUUUGAACGAUAAUAUAGGCAACAACUUGCAGGAUAUUUGCAGAUGUACAAAUUUGUAUCGUCUUUCACUAAAAUCAAACGAUAUUGACAAUAUUGGUUCCUGCUUCUCUCUAAUGAAAUCUCUGAAGUGGAUAGAUCUGUCCAAAAAUAAAAUGUUCUUUUUAGAUCAUGACAAUUUUCACACAAAUAAUGAAAUUGAAUAUCUCAAUUUGUCAUUUAAUCGUUUGGAGACUGUUGAUGAAUACACAUUGUCAAUUUUUAGAAAAUUGAAACAUUUAUAUUUGCAAGGCAAUUUAAUAACAAAUUUCUAUGAAAAUCCAAAAUUUUUGUUGCCUCAAUUGGAAGUAAUAGGGUUAUCCCACAAUAAAUUCAAAUGUUCAAACCUUUUUCUAUUGUUAACAAAAUAUAGAUCACAAGGUUUGACGAUUUACGUCGAUAAAACUUUACCAAUAAAUGCAGCUAAUAUUGAUGGAAUAACAUGUUUUAGUACUGAUGAUAAAGCUGAUGCAGAAAUUCUUUCAAUUUGGCAAAAAUUCAUUACAUUAGAGAAGAAUAUGAAUCAAAAAAUGCAUGAGGAACAGACCACAAGACUAAUAGAAAGUGUUUCAGAAUCUCCAAAUUACAUUAUUUUGAUAUACUUUGUGUUCCUUUCUGUUGUAACACUGACGAUUUAUUACGCAGUAAAAAAAUGUGUAAAAUUUUAACACUAUACAAUUCAUUAUGUUUGUAAGGGUAAAUAUUGAGACACUUUUGACUAAUGUCUCAACAAUCUAAUUAAAAAUCAAUUUGACCAAUGAGUCGUUUCUAAGAUUUACCUCAACAACUGUUGGGGACCUUUUGAAAAUAUUACCUGUAAAAUGGUUUCAAAUUUAUUCCUGGAUUUUUUUCCAUCGGAAUAAGUGCAACAUUGUACCACGAUGUAUGCUGGAUAGUUAAGAUGUAAUAAAAGUAACAAUAAAAUGUCAAUUUCCUGCAGAAAGCAUCA
Phlebotomus papatasi is the source of this 4538-nucleotide messenger RNA. Its product is annotated as toll-like receptor 3. Gene Ontology annotation, cellular component: extracellular matrix. Bases 63 to 1799 code for a protein of 578 amino acids. Lineage: Eukaryota; Metazoa; Arthropoda; Insecta; Diptera; Psychodidae. The record is from RefSeq and is a predicted model, not a curated record. The transcript has 2 exons. Gene Ontology annotation, molecular function: protein binding.